AAAUCAUGCGCACUGAUUGACGAUGACACAUUAUAAAUGCCCAAAAAGGCGGCCGUCUCGCCACUUUUGUCCUCAAUUUCUUCAGCCCCGCUGUCGACAAAAUGCGUUCCUUCGCCUUCGCCGCCGUUGUCUGCAUGACCCUUGUGGUCGCCUCCGCAGUGAUUCCUACCGAGAGGAAGGAAAAGUCCGACAAGCUGCGUGCCGAGUGUAGGGAAGAGCAGCACGUCACAGUGGAGGAUUUGGAAAUCCUCAAGACCAAAGAGUAUGGCCUGCAGUACCCUGAAAAAGUUCAGUGCUACCUGAAGUGCGUCGGUGAAAAGUACGGACUUUAUGAAGAUGGCAAACUGGUUGACGCUAAGGUUGAGACAGAGCUGCGGGCUGACCUGGUUGACAACCCCACCAGGGCUCAGGAGCUCAUUGAGCACUACGGCCACUGCAAGGGAGAGACUGGCGCUACCGCCUGCGAAACCGCUGCCAAGGUCUACAACUGCAUCAUCACCCACAAGCACUGAGUUUUUGAAUGUAAAUAAAAUUGGCUCUCAAUAAAUAUCAGCUACAAAACAAAAAA
Neocloeon triangulifer is the source of this 568-nucleotide messenger RNA. It is a transcript of the gene Obp99a, whose product is annotated as general odorant-binding protein 99a. The transcript is spliced from 6 exons. The record is from RefSeq and is a predicted model, not a curated record. Lineage: Eukaryota; Metazoa; Arthropoda; Insecta; Ephemeroptera; Baetidae. The coding region runs from base 102 to 512 and encodes 136 amino acids. Gene Ontology annotation, molecular function: odorant binding. Gene Ontology annotation, biological process: sensory perception of smell.